Messenger RNA from Bombina bombina (fire-bellied toad), 669 nucleotides. RefSeq names its product prolactin-like. Gene Ontology annotation, cellular component: extracellular region. Gene Ontology annotation, molecular function: hormone activity. Lineage: Eukaryota; Metazoa; Chordata; Amphibia; Anura; Bombinatoridae. The transcript is spliced from 5 exons. The coding region runs from base 1 to 669 and encodes 222 amino acids. The record is from RefSeq and is a predicted model, not a curated record. Gene Ontology annotation, biological process: response to nutrient levels; positive regulation of cell population proliferation; positive regulation of receptor signaling pathway via JAK-STAT.
AUGACUUCUAAAAGAAGAACGCAGUUCACAGGUAUCCUGCUGUUUGGACUCCUUAUGUCAGAUAGGUUUGUGAUGAGAAAGAUUGUGUCCUCUGCCCCUGUGUGUACUCCUGGCAGUCACCAUUGUCAAGUCUUGUUAAGUGACCUGUUUGACAGAGCAAUAAGACUUUCCCACUAUAUUUACUCUCUAUCCUCAGAUAUGUUCGAGGACUUUGAACACCGGUAUACUCAAGAUUACCAUACAAUGAGGUCUAUGAACGGUUGCCAUACUGCCUCACUGAGCACCCCAGAGGACAAGGACCAGGCUUUGCAGAUACAUCAUGCUGAACUUAUGAGCCUUGUGCAGAAGUUACUACAUUCAUGGAACCAACCCCUGCAGUACUUGGCUUUAGAGGGUCCAGAAGACAUGGCAAGGAGAGCGAAAGAGGUUGAGGAACAUACUAAGAAUCUUCUGGGAGGGGUAGACAGGAUUGCUGGAAGGAUGCAGAGUAAUCUGGAAGAUGACUCGUACCCACAGUGGUUUGGUCCCAUUGAAGUGAGAGCACAAAAUGUAGAUCCUCAACUACUCUCGUUCUAUCACUUACUGCAUUGUUUCCGCAGAGACUCAAACAAGAUUGACAACUUCUUGAAGAUACUUAGAUGCCGCAUUGUUCAUGCAAACAACUGCUAA